This is a messenger RNA of Triplophysa dalaica, 2078 nucleotides long. It is a transcript of the gene rnf180b, whose product is annotated as ring finger protein 180b. The transcript has 7 exons. Gene Ontology annotation, cellular component: endoplasmic reticulum membrane. Gene Ontology annotation, molecular function: ubiquitin protein ligase activity; ubiquitin conjugating enzyme binding. Bases 71 to 1540 code for a protein of 489 amino acids. Lineage: Eukaryota; Metazoa; Chordata; Actinopteri; Cypriniformes; Nemacheilidae. The record is from RefSeq and is a predicted model, not a curated record. Gene Ontology annotation, biological process: serotonin metabolic process; norepinephrine metabolic process; positive regulation of proteasomal ubiquitin-dependent protein catabolic process.
GGCGAACGAACCCGCGGUAGCCAUUUAUCUGUUGUUUUUAGCCGUUUAGCUAAACAGAGAAGUACUUAAAAUGUCAGAUGUCUCCACGAUGGAAAUGGAUGCUUCCUUCACGACUAAAGAACAGGAUCUAUCAGAAACACAGGAAGAUCCAACAAACCUUCGCUGUAAAAAGUGCCGCCGCUGUCUCAUAGACUCGACAAGCCUGCCUAAGAUAGUGACAUCUGGGGAGGCUGAAGCCAUGUGCAGCGUGUGGCAUUUGAAUGUUGACACGUUGCCAGACUGGAUUCUGGCAAGUAUUAAUCAGGCACAUUGGACAGUGGGGAAAAUAAACUGCCAGCACUGUGGAGCUCGCUUGGGAGGUUUCAAUUUUAUAAACUGCUCCAAAUGCACCUGUGGACACAAUACAGCCGUGCAUCUCAGUAAGAGUCGUGUUGAUCAGGAUUUAAAACCUCAAGUUCUCUUGACCAGACCUGGCAGAUCCAGAGGUCAUACUGAGAGAAGGGUGGAUAGGGUAGCGUCUUCCCAACAGACAAGAGACUCAGUGACUGAACUACAGAGAAUACAAAUACAGUCCAGUUUGUUAGAUAACUUACCCUCUUCAUCAACCUUCAGCUCCUCUCGUGCUGUUCUCCGUGCAGUCACAACUGGUGAUGACACUGAACUUGAAAUUGCGUCCAGUGAAGACCCACACAUUGUCAGAACUGUUGAAGUGGGCACACAUGGGAUUUUACCUUUUGAAUCAAUACACCCAACACAGCUAUCUGAUUAUCAGGAAAUCUUAGAGGAACAUCGUGUGGAUUCUGCUUCACAGAGCAGAUUAACUCCAGACACAGAAGUGGAUCCAGAAGAUGUUAGACUUAGAGAUAUAGAGGAGGCGUCAAGAAACGUCUCACCCAUCCCACAACCAAAGCUCCCCAAGAGAGAGAAGAAUCGCCUGAAAGGCUUGAGAAGGAAGCAGAGGAAGAAAGAGCUCUGGAUUCAAAAGCAACAGGAGGCAAAAGAUCUGGCUCUAAAGUGGGACCUUACCAGCAGUGAUGAGGAGGAGAAGGAGGGAUACACAUGUGCUGUGUGUUUAGACGUGUAUUACAGUCCCUACAAGUGCCAUCCUUGCAGUCACGUGUUCUGCGAGCCUUGUUUGAGAACACUGGCUAAGAACCGGCCAAGUCACACACCCUGCCCCCUCUGCAGAACCCUCAUAUCUCAUGUGCUGUUUCAGGAAGAGCUCAAUCUAACUACCAAGGCUUGCUUCCCAAAGGUUUAUUGGUCAAGACACGAGACCUUUCAAAAGACCAACUAUUCCAAAUGGCCCCUGCCCAACUGUCCAAAGCGUUUCCGCAUUUUUUGGGGGUUUCAGAGGCAAGGGGUUCCUGCUAGUCGCUGGCAGUUCCCUCACAGAGCAUUUGGACUGAAUGUUAUGGACUUGGGUGACAUGUGGGGCUGGCCAUUUGAUGUUGAUUAUAUGAUCAUCUCUAUUUACUCUUUGCACUGGGUGCUGGCGUUGAUCAUCUUCUGUGCACUAUAUUACUUCUUCGUUCUCUGAUGCUCUGAGGGCUGGAUUUCACUUUGCUGGACGAUGACUGUUGUUGAUAGUGGACAUUUCAUCAAGUGCCUCAUUCUUUUUAGUGCAAAGAAUCUUCAGAUAUGAAACAGCAUUAGGCUAUUUGUGUGUUUUGUUUGUGGUUGAGGUCUUAAAGGGUCUGUGCAAUCCAUACCAUUUGAGCUUUUAGCUUAUAUUACAUUUGACGUUCACAGAGUAUUAUAAUACUGUAGAAAUGUAAAAUAAUAGAAAGCAAUAAUUUUGAGAUAAUGCUGGACACUUUAAUGAGUUGCCUUUGCUUGCUAUAACAUCUCGGUUAGAUGCAUGUCUACCAGAUUUAACUUGUUGCUUUUGAAUGAAUGAUAUCUGCUACAAAUAUAUUUGUUUUAUUAGUUUUAAUGCCUUCUUUUACACAGUAAAAUGUUUGAGAACUGAUACUGAUCUGUCUGAUGAGACCAUUAUUCAAGGCCUAAAAUGACAGAAAUCUUAAAGAUGGUGCAUGUGCUUUUAAUAAAUCAUAUUAAAACAUAUAUUACAAAUA